Messenger RNA from Thunnus maccoyii (southern bluefin tuna), 2334 nucleotides. Its product is annotated as C-type lectin domain family 10 member A-like. The transcript is spliced from 2 exons. The record is from RefSeq and is a predicted model, not a curated record. Bases 211 to 1821 code for a protein of 536 amino acids. Lineage: Eukaryota; Metazoa; Chordata; Actinopteri; Scombriformes; Scombridae.
AGAGGGGUUGCCAUGGUAACCGGGGAUUGAGACUCAAGAGUUUGUGUGCCAAACGUUAGCUAACGUAAUUUCUUGCUUUGGCCAGUCUUGGUUGUGCUUUAAAACCCGUCUAUGUUUUAAGUAGCAGCUCGUAAAAAACAAAAACAAAACAAGGACAACACUUGAGGAAAAACAGAAAAUCCAGAGGAAAACCACAGUAACAGAGCAGCCAUGAAUGACACUGAGGCGAUUCAAGUGAGUUUUGCAGGUGAAAACUCUGAUGAGGAACCAACAAAAAUUUCCACAGAAGGUCAAGAUGAAGUAGGAAGAGGAGAGACUCAAAACAACUGCAUGAAGAGACUGCGAUCCAGUUGGCAAGCUAUUUUGAUAGUGGUUUUGAUGGUGCUUUUUUGUGUUGUGACGGCCCUCCUCUUCACCAAGAUAAAUAAAGAGCAAAGUCUGACAGCAGAAAUACAGCUCAUGAGAGAAGAGAUAUUCAUGGCAUGGAACAACACCAAGCAGCUGCAAAUAGAAAGGAAUGAGCUGAAGCAACUUCUGAGCUCAACUUAUCAAAACUGCACCUUCCUGGGAAAUGAGAACCACCAAGUGGCACUGCUGCUAAAUGCCACACUGUACAAACUCACCGCGCUGUCAGCUGAGAAAACACAGCUGAGCUUGCUCUCAAAGAAUACAUCGCACGAAAAAACACAGUUGCAAGUGGAGAGCAAAGAGCUGAUUGUGCUUCUAAAUUCAACCCUGCAAAACUGGAACCUUGUAGAAGAGGACACACAACUGAACGUGCUGCUGAACGAGUCGCUGCGCAUCAUCACCCUGGCAGCUACAGAAAAUAAACAGUUAAGCUUGCUGUUGGACAAUGACCAUCAAACCUCCAAGCAGCAGCAAACAGAAAACAAUGAGCUGAAGCAAAUUCUGAGCUCCACUUAUCAAAUGUGCACCCUCCUGGGAAAUGAGAACCACCGACUGAAGCUACUUCUAAAUGCCACAAUGUACGACCUCACCCUGCUGUCAGCUGAAAAAACACAGCUGAGCCUGCUCUCGAAGAAUACAUCGAAUGAAAAAACACAGUUGCAAGCAAAAUGUAAAGAACUGAAUGUGCUUCUGGAUUCAACCCUGCAAAAGUGGAACGUCGUAGAAGAGGAGAAAAAACAACUGAACGUGCUGCUGAACGACUCACUGCGCAACAUCACCCUGGCAUCUGCAGAAAAUAAACAGUUGAGCUUGCUGUUGGACAAUGAACAGCAAACCUCUAUGCAGCUGAAAGCAGACAAUCAACACCAGCGUUCAAUCCUUUUCUCUGACAAACUGACCUUCCUCUGGAAUUUCUGCGACAGGAACACACUGGAGUGCUCACGCUGCCUGCCUGGCUGGGUCGAGCACGCUUCACGCUGCUUCUUCUUGUCCAAUAAAACGAUGAAGUGGGAAGAAGCUCGCAGGGAGUGUAUAAAAAUCGGGGGUGACCUGGCUGUUGUUCUGAGUGAAGAUGACCAGGUGUUCUUGACCACCCUGACUUUUCAGUUCGCACAGCAGCAUCCUGAAGAAGAAUUCCAUUCGGCGUGGAUCGGGUUGCAGGACAUGGUGAAGGAGGGCACCCACCUCUGGGUCAAUGGCAAAACUCCCCACCCAGAUUUAAUUUACUGGAGGCCUCUGGAGCCAAACAACGCUAUGGCCUGGUGGGACAACAGCAUGGCAGGGCAGGACUGUGUUGUAAUUGUGCCGCCAAGCAGCACCACAGAGGAGAACUGGUUAAACUCCUGGGAUGACAUUAUUUGUGGUGGCGAACGGCACUACCUGUGUGAGACCACAGCUCUCGAUUUGUCCUGAGUGACACACAUGGCAUGUAGCAGUCUGUUUUUAGCCCAGAUCUGCUGGACUCUGCCUGCCCCCAGUAUGUGUUGUACAUAUGUAUGUAUUGUGCUAUACAAAGAAAGUGAAAUGUCAUUGUUGAUAGGGACAUGAAUGUCAUCUCAUUAGGUACUUAUUUUGGUUAAAUACCACAAAAAGUACCAAACUAAGGCUACUACAUGGCUCAACAAGUGACUUGCCUGCCAACAAUUUCAAAAAUGGGUAUAUUCCAGGCUCUUCUCCAUGGUGCUUCAGUAGUCUUAUAGUAGUACAGUACAAAAGCAUGACAGCUGUCAUGAGCGGCACAAGACAAACAGCUACCUUUCUCAGUUGUUUCACUUAAAUAAUGCUGCUAACGUGCUAAAAUUUGGCAGGAGCGCCGUUCCAGUGGUGGAAAGUACCUUAUUUAAAUAAAUGUUUUUAACGGUAUUUGUACUUCACUUAAGUAUUCACAUUUUAUGUUACUUUAUACUUAAACUCCACUACAUUUCA